AGGAUAUAAAAAUAAUGGUAACAGGGCAACCAUUUCCCUGAAGUUCAGGUUUUCAGGCUCACUGCCAUUAUGGAUGAGCAGCAAGCUUUGAAUUCAAUCAUGCAGGAUUUGGCUGUGCUUCAUAAGGCCAGUCGUCCUGUAUUGCCCCAGCAAGAAACAGGAAAACCAAAGUCAUCUUCACCUAAAAAACAGAAUGAUGUUAGAGUCAAAUUUGAACAUCGAGGUGAGAAAAGGAUCCUGCAGUUUUCCAGGCCUGUCAAACUAGAAGAUCUUGCAGCUAAAGCUAAAGUUGCUUUUGGACAGACAAUGGAUUUGCAUUACAGCAAUAAUGAGCUUGUGAUUCCGUUAACCACACAGGAUGACCUAGACAAAGCUGUGGAACUGCUUGACCGUAGUGUUCACAUGAAGAGUCUCAAGAUAUUGCUUGUAAUACAUGGAAAUACACAGUCACCCAGUGUAAAUAACGUGGAACCCUUGCCCUCACUGGAAGAUUUAGAUAAUACAGUGUUCGGUGUGACAGAAAGAAAAAGGCGACUUUCUGUAAUAGGUUCUAAUACUCGCGAUAGGAGUUCACCUCCCCCAGGAUACAUUCCAGAUGAGCUGCAUCAGGUGGCCCGAAAUGGGUCCUUUACUAGUAUCAACAGUGAGGGUGAAUUCAUUCCAGAAAGUAUGGAUCAGAUGCUGGAUCCAUUGUCUUUGAGUAGUCCUGAAAAUUCUGGUUCAGGAAGCUGUCCGUCACUUGACAGCCCUUUAGAUGGAGACAACUACCCCAAAUCUCGGAUGCCAAGAGCACAGAGCUAUCCAGAUAAUCAUCAGGAGUUCUCAGUAGAGUACGAUAUCCCAAUAUUUGAGAAAUUUGGAAAGGGUGGGACUUAUCCCCGAAGAUAUCAUAUUUCAUACCAUCAACAAGACUACAAUGACGGCCGUAAAACUUUUCCAAGAGCCAGAAGGACUCAGGGAAACAGCUUCCGAUCACCAGUUAGUUUCAGUCCCACUGAUCACUCACUGAGCACGAGUAGCGGGAGCAGCGUCUUUACACCAGAAUAUGAAGAUAACAGAAUGAGGAGAAGGGGAAGCGAUAUAGACAAUCCGACUUUGUCAGUCAUGGACAUCAGCCCACCCAGUCGCUCACCGCGAGCUCCAACUAACUGGAGACUUGGUAAACUGCUUGGUCAAGGUGCAUUUGGCAGAGUAUACCUAUGCUACGAUGCUGAUACUGGAAGAGAACUUGCUGUUAAACAAGUUCAGUUUGAUCCUGAUAGUCCAGAAACCAGCAAGGAAGUAAAUGCACUUGAAUGUGAGAUUCAGUUGCUGAAAAAUCUGCUUCAUGAAAGAAUUGUUCAGUAUUACGGCUUCUUGAGAGAUCCACCAGAAAGAACGCUCUCUAUAUUCAUGGAAUAUAUGCCUGGGGGUUCCAUCAAAGACCAAUUAAAGUCAUAUGGAGCACUCACAGAGAAUGUGACUCGUAAAUAUACGCGGCAGAUUUUGGAAGGAGUUCACUAUUUGCACAGUAACAUGAUUGUCCAUCGAGAUAUUAAAGGGGCAAAUAUCCUGCGAGAUUCAGCAGGCAACGUGAAGCUAGGUGAUUUUGGUGCCAGCAAACGACUCCAGACUAUCUGUCUCUCUGGUACGGGAAUGAAGUCUGUCACAGGCACUCCAUACUGGAUGAGUCCAGAAGUUAUUAGUGGAGAAGGAUAUGGCAGAAAAGCAGAUAUCUGGAGCGUAGGUUGUACAGUGGUAGAAAUGCUCACUGAGAAGCCCCCUUGGGCAGAGUUUGAAGCAAUGGCUGCCAUCUUUAAAAUCGCCACUCAGCCAACCAACCCCCAGUUACCACCUCAUGUCUCGGACCAUGCUCGGGAUUUCUUGAAACGGAUUUUUAUCGAGGCCAAGUUGCGACCAUUUGCAGAUGAACUGCUAAGACACACGUUUGCACACUAUCACUAACAGCCUGCCUCAACUCAGCUUGCAUCUACUGCAUUUAUUUUCUAUUUGACUGCACUUUUAUUUUUUAUUUUUUACAAAAAAAAAGGAGAAAAAAGACAAGAGAGAGAACACAUUCUCUUGAAUCUUUCUUUCACUUAGAUUGUAAACAAUCUAAAUUUUGUAUGUAAAAUGAGAAUCUUCCCUCCCCCGCUCCCAACAGGACUAGAACUUUUUAUUUCUAUAAUGUACUGAUGUGGUUCAUGUAGAUAAAGCACUUUAGUACAUACUUGUUCCUUAUUUAAAGAGGAAAAAAAAGACAAAUGAUUGGACAGUCAGGAACUGUGUGACUUUUUCUGACACUGCUGACUGACUCAGGGUGCAGGGAAAAACAGACAUGCAGCUAGAGGACAAGAAGGUUACUUAUCUGUGAUUGUUCUUUGUAUAUACAGGUACUUGCAGCAGAGAGUUCCAAGUUCUUAUAUUUUAGCAUUUUAAUCGGUUUCCAGAUUCAACAGUUUACGCUUAAACCUACAGUUUUGAGAAUUUAGAAAGCCGCAAGAACUUGGAACUCUCUGUUUAGGAGCGUGUCUACCUGGUACUUCCUCUGUGACCAAAAGAAAAUAACAAAAAAGAACUUGACAUGGAUUCAGUAAAUAGAGGUUUUGGUAUAGAACUAUAUUAUCUUAAUAGGAAAAGAUUUACAGGUAAACAGAUUAUGGAUGCAGACUCCUAGGAACUACUAUACUCCAAGGGUAAAAUUUCCAUAAUAAGCAGAAGUCAGCUGUUGGAUGUAAAUAGUUGGAGAAUGCCUCCUGCUGUAUCUGCCAAAGAGAAUCCUCUAUUGCAUGAGCUUGGAGGGAGACAAUUAUCUUAUCUAAGAAAAAAAUAGUGAUAUUGAGGAGAGAAUCUUCCUCUACGAUCCCAUGAAUGGUUGGGGGGAACGGGAGAGGCUAAUUCUUGUGCAGUAUAUGAGUUAUUUGAUUCAGAAUGACCUAUAAGAAAUAAUGUCUUCAAAGCUGUUGAGAGGCACUAGGGUGGAAUGUAUGUCAACAUCAAGUGCCUGAAUAAUAUAAAAUUCUUCCCAUUAUGCACUUAAAAAAAAGUUUUGCAACAGUUCGGUCAUUAAGGAUGUGUUGAAAAUUUCUGAAAUGAAGCCCGGCGUCUUUUAACACUAGGAAUAACUCACUGAAAAAGAUAAAACUCUGGUUAUACUUUUCAUAAGACCACGAUGAUGAAUUCACCUAAACAAGAAGGCACAGCACAAAAGAUUGUACGAAAAAUAAGCCAAAAACACAAAGUGAACCAGCAACUAAAUAACAUGAGUAUGAUUACUGCAGCCUGAUAAUCCAGAUGAUCAAUGUUUAUCAGGUUUCUAAAUGUCAUAAAACAUAAAUUAAUCACUUUUUCCAUUUGUGAAAGAGAAUAAUAGAAGAUAAAACUCUGAAAUAUGAGUCCUCAGUCCAGAAGCCUGGUGCUGAUCAGGUAUAGUUAAUAACUGACUUUUUGCUACAGAAAAGUCCAAACUCUCGUAUUUUUGUAGAAUUACACUAUAUAAAUAAUUUAAAAGGGAUUUUGGAACUAUUAAGACUACAGAAGUGAAAUAAUACAUACUGUUUUGGAUAAUUCCUUGCUUGCUUUUGUUGUUACAUAAAAACAGAGCAGGCUGAUGGUGUGAACCUUGUCCCCUCUGGCAAGGUUAUACACUGUAGUCCCCAGGCUCCUGUCUGUUUUGCAUCCUUAGAGGGCUAUCGGAAUCAUAAAGAGCAUGGACAUAGAAUAAUAAACACACCCAUUCUCAUGGCAGUUAACUCAUGAGAUUUCUGAAUUUAUUCUAGGAAUUUCCAAAUCUUCUACCAAGCAUAAGCAGGAGUAUGGAUCUAUCCUAAUCACUUUACCUGUAGCAGAGUAAGAAUGAUUUUCCUUCUGUUUUGAGCCGCCUCUCCUGAGACUGUGAGUGGUGGCCCUUUUCAGUUUCUAUGAGUGUUUUAUCCAGCAUAUAGUGUGUUUUGGUCAGGGUAUAUAACUGUGCAGCAUUUUGUAAGCAUGGGAAGAAUUAACCUGACCAGGGAAAAUUUUGAAGGCCAAAAUGAAAGUCAACUAGUAUUGACUUAUUUUUAGUUUCUCUGUAACUAUAGAUAAAAGGUACGAAAGCAGCCUUUAAAGAGAAUUUGUGUGUACUCUGCUGUAAAGGACCUUUGCUUUAUAAGCAAAAUUUAGUGGCAGCACGGGAGGGAGGUUUAAUGUAGAGCCUAAUAAUUUAUGUAGCUAAUUUAAAGAUUGUGUAAUUGAAAUGACUGAUUUCAAACAGAGCAAAAAGGUACCAAAACCAAGCUGGAAAUGUAUAUAAAUUCAGUAGUGGACAGUGAUACCUGAAAAGGUAAGGAAAUUUAUUAUUACCAAAAAAGGACAUUAAAGGGAAAACAUAAUCAGGUUUAUCUGUAGCAUUCAUAAAAAUUAAAGAUAAUAUUCUAAAAAGAAACUGCACUCUCUGAAGCUUGAACAUUUUCAGAAUCUAGUUUUCUAAUAAAUACUGUGUCCUUUCUGUGAGGCAGUGCUGGCUCAUGUAUAUUGCAAUAUCAUUUCCUCAUUGUGAUUUUUAAUUAUUGAAAAUAAUUGAAAUUGUUGCUUUUGUGCCUUUUCUAAAAAUGGCAUUCAGUCAUGACAAUGGUAAGCAUUUUGGAACUGGAAAAAGAAUUUGCAGAAUGCAUCUUCCUUAAACUUUUUUGACAUCAGAAAGCUGCUGAGUAAAGACAGUACGUACUUCUUAUAAGAAGGUGGCUUUUGCCAGUUCAAGUGAUUCUAGUAAAAUUAUAUUAAAUGAAUCAAGAUUAGGCCUGAGCUAUUUUGUUUGUCCCCCCACCCUAAGCUGACCUAAGCUACUUACAGUAAAUUUAUGUGGUUACUAACCAUUUGUUAAUGUUUUGAGCUAGAAAUAUAUACAAAUUUAAAUGAGACUGUUUUCCCAAAAGGUUAGUACUAUUUAUCCCCUUGCAUGUUGCACUUCAAUGUUGUGUUGGGGUAUUACAAAAAAAACGAUCUGUAUUAAAUUAUGUAGUACCUCUGUAUAGAGCGUUUGCAAGACACUUUGUGGACUACAGGCAUGAUAAUUAACAAACCCUGUCUCUAGAGUUUCAGAGGGUGCACGGAACUGCAUGCGUAAAAUUCCAUUAGAGAGAAGGGUUGUGGAUUUGAGAUCCCUGAUGACAACUUUUAAUAUGUUACUAAUGAAGAUACCGGCAUUUUCAAGUCAUCAAUUAUGCUUGAAUACUAGGUCCAAUUAUUAGAGAAUACCAAUGGAAAGAAUACUGUUGCAGGGUUAUAUUUUGCUUUUCUGUAAAUGCCAAGAUGAAGCUGUACUCGCAGAAAAUAAGAGUCAAGGUUGAUAGCGAGUAUGUGUAUUUUCAAAGGACUUAUCUGCUAAUGAAUCUUAUUAUUCUGGCUGUUUACACAUAUUAAGUAACAAAAGUUUAACGACUUGUAUAACUUGACUUUAGUGGUGAUAACUUUCAUGGCAUUUUUUGCUCGUGGCUCUCUCUGGCACAAAUAGAAUUUUUAUUGCUGUUUCAGCCGAUCUUAUUAAACUUCUGUGUAUUUUUUAACCAACUUUGGCUGGAAUGAGGAAAAUGAUGAAUAACCGUUCACACAAGUUCCAUUUGGUGGGAACACAAAUGGGUGAGCCUUGAUCCAGCCCAGUCCUGUUCGAGGAGCAGAUUGUUCAUUUUUAAUUUGGAGGAUGAUAAUAUCCAUGCCAGUACAGAAAAAAGGUAUGGGUAUAAUUGACUUUUUUCUUGAUUGAUAAAUCUGUUACUUUCUCAGUUUUAAUUUAGUCUUAAAAACUCACUUGAUUUGCAAUUCCUACUGUAGCUAAACAGUCCUCUCAGUAUACCAGCAUGAUAAGUUAUUUAACAGCUGGUUUUUUAGCUAGUGCCUUUUUAUCUGUAUGCCUUAGUUUUGUUCAUAUUUGAACACCGUAUUGAAAUGCUAUGGCUGUCGUACAAUUCUGUGUCACCAAAACAGUCUUUGAGUACAUUUCUCAAGUGCCCAAACCAAAAUUCACUAACUGCAUUGAAAAGUGUUCUUCAUGUGUAAUCUGCUGUAGACUUUUAAAUUGAGACUUUAAAAAAGUGAUUUUUGAAGUACUUCCUGAUGAGUACUACCUAAGCUAAUACAGUUUUCAUAUUGCAUUUUGGAGACUGUAAACUGAUGCAGAAAAACUACUUCUCUGCACUCAUACAGACGCUGUUACAGCCAAGAUACAGUUUCCUAGCUCUCUGGGUACUAGACUCUGGUUUUACUGCAGAGAUCUUAAAAGUUCUUAAUGGGCUAGUAAGUGACGGUUGGUGUACUUCUAAAUAUGUUACUGUACUCAAAGUUGUCUACUUUCAAUAUAGAGGAAUAUUAGUUCUGAUUUAGCAGUUCGGCAAACUCCUCAGUGAAGCUAGCUUUGUUCCCGUUAAACUGUUCCCUGUUUCUGUUAGAUAAUCCUAAUCCUGCCAUUGUCUUGACUGAAAGCCUUCUUGCAGCACCAGGAGGUACAGUGCAGUACAGCAAGCCAUUCUUUUUAGACAACAUAGAGCAAUGCGUAUGCAGCUUCAGAGACUUGAGCAAAUUGAUCAGAUCUAUAGUUACUUAAAAUUGAAUUUUGAUUUUUUUUUUCAGUCUUGAAAGUUUGUCAUGCAUAUGAAAAAGCGUAACUUGUGUGCUUGAAUGUAAGUCCAUAUGGUGUUUCUGGAAAAGCAAAAGUAAUACUGCCAGUAUCUCUUCUUCUUGCUGGUAACUUGCUGUCUUGUGUUCAUGACAAGUAUGCAGUGUAAAAUCACAUACAAUUACCAAAGCUUUUCUAUCCCCAUCUACAUAUAGCCAAAAGUGAUGUUUCAUGGAUUAGUACUGUUCCUUAUAUACGCAUAUAUAUGUCAGUAAGCUAUCGCUAACUGAAGAAAGCAGGUACUAGUAAAAAGUGAUGGACACUGCCCAUAUUUAAAAGAUUUGGGUGUUUGUUGUUGCUGUUUUGAUGUGCAAAAUUCAUGCCAGCAUUAAAAUGAAGAGUUUGUUUUUUAAAACUCUUUUUAACUUAAUCUUAUCGAUGUCAUUCUAAAAAUAACGUACAAGCUUGGUGACUGCAUUUGGCAACUUACUUUGUAGCCAGGUUUGAGUUUUGGGACACUUACGGAAUACCAUGAAGAAAAGUAGAUUCGUGAUCCACGUUGCUCUGUGCUCCACAAUAAGAAAAUUUCAAAGCUGCUGCGAAGCAGUCUGUUUUACUUCAGAGCCAGAUCUCACCCACAACUCUAAGGGGUGUAUGCUGCCUUCAAGAGGAGCCCCAAACGCACACCAAAGGGGGCAGAAUUGCUUCCAAACUGGGGUUUCUAACUCAAAAUUCUUGAUCGGAAGCAAAGGAUCUUUUUUCAUUUUAUUUUCUCUGCUUUGCCUAUGCACAGUCCAUUUUUUCAUUUUAAUUGGCAUUACUGAAAUACUGCGUAGGUGGUGGCCACCGAUAGCUUCUGAAUUUCACGAGCGUUAACAUAGAGCGAAAUACCACGGCUCCGCCACGGGAGUCAGAGGCCCUGCAGAUCCCUGCUGCUGGAGGGAGUCGGGCUCAGGCUGCGGGGUGGGCGCGCUGGGGCAGAGCAGCGUCGCGCGGCCCUGCGCUCCGGGGAUGCGACCCGUGUCCUGCAGCUCCUGGCCAUACGGGGAGUUUGGCAGGUGACUCUCGUGGCCACGCGCUGUGCUACAUAAAGCAACUGGUUGGUUUCUCUCUAGCAAUGUAUACAUCCGUAUAUUUGAGGGGCAAGGGGAGAUGGAGAAAAUUCUCGUGUAUCAAACAGUGUUAGCAGUCAUGCUUUGGCUAGGUCUUAUUUCUUCAUGAACCUGCUUUAAAGGGAGAGGAACUGGAUUAAAUACGUUAAAAUCCUAUCUUGUGAUUCAGUCCUUACUCUGAGUCCACUGAUCAGGACUGGAGGUCAAGGUCUUUUGUGGGGAAAUAAGGAAAAGGAUAUGGUAACUCUAGAGUGGCUACUUGCAGGAAAUAUUUCAAAUGUUUUUCAUGUCUUUUCCCCCAAUAAUAGCUUAUCCUUUUCCCCAAAGAGUAUAUAAUGUGGAUUUAAAAACAAGGAUUGCAUUUUCUUUUCUGAACAGGCAUCAGAUUGUCAGUUUCCUAGUGUUUGUUUCUCAUGAAUACCAGUUUAAAAGGUGGUGUCAUCCUAAAAUUGAAAUAGUUUAUUAUGAAAAAUAGUGUCUGUCAUCUCAGACCUCACGCAAGUCAUAUAAAGGAAUAUCAUUGUAAAUAUGUGGAGGGAGACUUAGAUAAAUUGGAACGUAGGCUUUUAGUUUUCAUGAAGCUAGGAAUUAAAAUUUGUAAAUUUACUCUUGAUCUAAUGUACAUUUUUUUAUGUAGCCAUUAAAUUCUCUAUUUAAUCUAUCAGUUUCUCACUGUAAAUGUUUUUACUCUCAGUUGAAUGCUGGGCACAGUUUGUAAUGUAUGUACACAAAGGUGUUUUUUUCUAUCAACGUUGACUUUUUUGCACAUUUCUGGAAAUAUUUAAUUUGUACACUGAUUUAAUACUCUGACCAAUUGUUGAGGGGCGUAUGAGAAUCACGUGUGUGUGCAAUGUACUACUGUCUGGAUGUAUGGUUUUUUUAUUACUUUUGAGAUGUUGCUAUCAGUAACUGCACUGCUGUUGCUGCUUUACAUGGAAUAUCUUGUGUAUAAAAAAGAAAAAAAAUUAAAAAUUAGCCUAUGGUUAUCUUGGUUGAGGAACUCAGGAGUUGAGCGUUGCUUACUAGUUCCAUUUGUCUAACAACCUUCCAAACUUAAGGGUACUUGUAAUUCUAUGUAUGCGUUGAAUGGUUGUGUGUAUAUAUAUAUAUCCCAGUAAUCUUAUUCCACAAUUUCAUUUUUACAUUUUUAUGAACUUGUUUUUUAAGGGUACUAUGUUUAGUUAGAAUAAUUAAAUAUAUAAAAGCUUUGAGAGAUUAUUUACUAGAUAAAUAUAUUUUCAGCUGGCU
Messenger RNA from Struthio camelus australis, 8928 nucleotides. NCBI's taxonomy places the organism in Eukaryota, Metazoa, Chordata, Aves, Struthioniformes, Struthionidae. The record is from RefSeq and is a predicted model, not a curated record.